AUGAUAAUAUAGAAUUAAAGAAUGUUAGAACAAGUUAUAAUAUACUUAUAACAUCAGCGAUUCUAUCAACAUAAUUUAGUAAUUGAUGAUUUUGAAGAUAAUUCAAGUGCUUUUUAAGAAUCAAGUUUAAUCAUUAUUUUUUCUAAUUUUUAAAUUAAUAAUUUUAUAGUUAGUAUUAAAAAUAUUAAAGUUUAGGAAAAUAAACUACUUAAUAUGUUACAAAAUUUCCUAUUUAAAUUGCAUAGCCACUAAAUAACAAUCUAAAAUACUUAAUUUUUAAAUUUGCAAAAUUUGGCUAUGUUUUAUCUUAUUGAAAUUAACUAGAUCAUUUUUGAUUGUGUAGUAUUUGAAAAUUCUUAAUAAAAGUAUAAAGUUCCUAUUUCAUAAUUAUGUACUGAGUAAACCAGAUUCAGGAAUCAACUAUUGUAUGUUUUAGGCUUUCAAUAAUCAUCAAUGUCAAAUAUUAAAAUUGCAAAUCUAUUCAGUAUUAAUUAUUCAUUAAUGGAUUUAAAUUAUAGUCUUUAGUUCAUUCUUGAUUUAAUAGGAUAAAUAAUACUAGUGAAUGUGUAAUUUAUUGGGAAUAUUAUUCUACAAAACAAAUAAAUCACUUCAUCUUUGGUUACUAUAGAAUCAAAAUAUAAUUUAAAUAUUAAAUUAUUUAGAUUUUUAGUUUACCUAAAAUAUUUUAAAUUAAUAAAUCAAUGAGCCAUUUGACAUAUAAAUUAAUUUAUUCCAUAUAAAUUCAGUAGAAAGCGUUAUUAAAAUUCAUAAAUUAUAUUGUUAUCAGAAUGCCUUAACUAAUUCGACCAAUCCUUUAUCACAAUUACCAGCUAUUUGAUAGAAAUAUCUAAUUUAAUAUACAUGAAUUCAAAUUUAUUAUCAUAGACUUUAUGGCAACAAUAUUAUGAUUUUUAAUUGGAUGAUUAAUAUUAUUAACAAGAAAUUAACUCAAUUAUUCAUUAAGGAAUUUCAUAUUGUAGCUUCAACUUUUCGUUGUACGGAAAGUGUUUUUUAAGAAAUUGUGCUGCUAAAAGUUUUAUUUUUUAAAUUUAAACCCAAGGAUCAGGAAAAAUCAAAAUUAGUAACGCUAAUAUCGAUUCUGUUUAUACUAAUCUAAAAGAUAGUGAAAAUUCAGGUUCUAUAUAUAUAGACUCAUCUAGCAGCCUUUUAAAUGUUGAGCUAAAUAAAAUAUUGUUCUGUUAUCUAAUAUUGAAAUAAAAAUUGCAUUUCCUUAAUGAAUACAUGUUAGCUAAAUUUUCGUCACAAAUUAUGAAAUAAAGUUAAGUAAGUAUUAAUAAUUUAUCAAUCUAUUCAAUUGAAGAAUUAUGGAUUUAUUUUUUUUCUAUGAUUGGUUAAAUAACAUUAUUAGAAUUAGAGAAUUUAUAUAGAGAAGAUAAUGUUAUGAUUUUUUUGAAAAUUGUUAAAUUUAAAUAUAAAAUCUAGAGGUUGAAGGAAUAACUAUUUCUCUUAUUUUAAAAUUUUAAGGCAUUUUAAAAUUAAAACUUUUUAAUUGUAAGUUAACCUCAAUUUAAAAAUUAUAUUCAUUUGAUCUCGUACAAAUAACCUUAUCCUAAAAAGCAGAAUCAACAAUUUCUAUUGAAAAACUAAAGAUAAUUUAGGGUUAAACAUAUAAACAAAAAAUGGAUAGAAUUCCUAAUUUAUCAGAUUUGA
Paramecium sonneborni is the source of this 1671-nucleotide messenger RNA. Lineage: Eukaryota; Ciliophora; Oligohymenophorea; Peniculida; Parameciidae. The record is from the annotation of a GenBank genome assembly.